AUCAAUUCGCGUGCGAGUCCUCCAUCAGUUUGCGCACGCGCCGCGUCCGUCCGCGGAAGAUACGCGCCAAUAGAUUUCCAAACCGGAAGAAUUCAAAAUGUCAAUCUAGUAGAUAAUGAAGGGCUUCUGUUUAAAUAAGUUAGAACCUUACGACGCGGUGUAUUGGUGGCUUUGUAGUUCAAAAAUUCCAAAAAGAAAAAAAAAACCCCAAAGUGAUCGUCCUUAGUCGGCGAAGUUUUUUUUUUUACCAUGAUGCACCGCGCCGCUUCUCCACCUGUAAUGGGCGUGGUUUGCAAUGACAAAAGAGGGCCGUGGCUAGACAAGCAGCGACUAAUUUCGAUGAACACCAGGAAGUGAAUGAACCAAGUUGGGCUAGCUUAACUUUUAGUUAUUUUCCCAUGAAAAUAACACCUUAUUACUACAAAUUGAGUUUCCCCUAGUCAUAGAUUAUCAUCACAUUUAAAAAGCACAGACUGUAUCUUUUGCUUCCGACAAGGGUGUUGACGGAAAGUUAGUAGUGUUGAUAUUACACGGACUGCUGAACAUGAUGGAACAAAGACAAAAUGGACAACAUUGCUUCAUGGUCUUGUCCAUACACAUCCAAGUAAGUUUAGCUAACAUUAGCACGGUUGCCCAAGUGUCACGGGGCCAUUUCCCGCCCCAUUUUCUGAAUGCAACCCCUGGUUCAUGUAGACAUUUAAAAACAACACGAAGCGAGGCACCAAAACCUUUACUAUCAUACAAUUCUAAAAUAGUGUAUUGUACUCUUUUUUUAUAUAAAAAAAAGACUCGCAAGCCUUUAAAAUAUAUUUGGUAAGUAAUACUCAUUAGUGUGUCAAACAAGUAGUUUUAAAAUACAUUUUGCGUAGUGAGACAUUAGAACAAAUAAGUGGACGAAGUUGUGUCAUUGAACUGCUGAGCAUGAAGAACCAUUACUUACCACUAGGGGUCACUGUUAGCGCAUUACUACGCCUUUCUGAAAGCGUGCUCUGGGCGCAAGCGCAGUCGUGCUGAUUGGAGUGUCAAGCAGAGGUGGAGAAGUUUUCACAUUCGUUCAAUGGGCAGAACUGCACCAGAACAUCACAGCUGGGAAGUCAGGAUGUGAGCACCCCCUCCUCCACCUGGGAGGAGGCACUUCCUGCGGCACCAAAAGCAGGAUGAAGAUCGCCAAGUGAACAUCUGAUCAGAAUGAUAUCAUCUGUCUCCGCCCCACCCUUCCUCCUCCCCCUUUUCUUCAUUUUGUUCUUGGGGCACCAGCAUCACAUUGCCACCCGGCUCUGGUGGCUCCGCCUCCUCAUGUCCAUCUGCUUGUGGUCAGAUGAAGAGGUGCUGAAGGUGAUGGCCUCUCAUCAACACUUCCACCCACACUCCAUCAAAAUCCCGGGAGACAUCACCCUGGGUGGCCUGUUUCCCAUCCACGCCCGCGGACCCCAUGGUCUGCCCUGCGGUGAGCUCAAGAAGGAGAAGGGUAUCCACCGCAUGGAAGCCAUGUUGUACGCUUUGGACCAAAUCAACAGCGACCCCGACUUGUUGCCCAACAUCACCUUGGGUGCCCGCAUCCUGGACACAUGCUCCAGGGACACGUAUGCCCUGGAACAGUCCCUGACCUUCGUCCAGGCCCUGAUCCAGAAGGACACGUCUGACAUCCGCUGCUCCAACGGAGAACCGCCAGUCAUCCGAAAACCAGAGCGUGUGGUGGCGGUUGUUGGCGCCUCAGCCAGCUCUGUGUCCAUCAUGGUGGCCAACAUACUGCGUCUCUUUGAGAUCCCUCAAGUGAGCUACGCGUCGACUGCUCCGGAACUGAGCGACAACAACCGCUACGACUUCUUCUCUCGAGUGGUUCCUCCAGACUCGUACCAGGCUCAGGCCAUGCUGGACAUUGUCAAAGCCCUCGGUUGGAACUAUGUGUCCACGCUGGCCUCUGAGGGAAACUAUGGUGAGAGCGGAGUGGAUGCCUUCAUGCAGAUCUCCAGAGAAGCUGGUGGGGUGUGUAUUGCCCAAUCGGUGAAGAUCCCACGUGAACCGACGGACGGUGAGUUUGACAAGAUCAUCAAGCGUCUGAUGGAGACGAGCAACGCCAGAGGAGUCAUCAUCUUUGCAAAUGAGGACGACAUCAAACAGGUCCUUGAAGCAGCCAAGCGUGCUAACCUGACGGGUCACUUCCUGUUUGUGGGCUCUGACAGCUGGGGGGCAAAGAGCUCACCAAUCAUGGAGCUAGAGGACAUGGCAGAGGGUGCGGUGACCAUCCUGCCAAAACGAGCGUCGAUAGACGGCUUUGAUCAAUACUUCAUGUCACGCUCUCUGGAGAACAACCGCAGGAACAUCUGGUUCAACGAAUUCUGGGAAGACGACUUCCGGUGUAAACUCACCCGUCCUGGUGUCAAAGUGGACCCUGGCAAAAAAAAGUGCACAGGCCAGGAGAGAAUUGGCCUGGACUCUUCUUACGAACAGGAAGGGAAGGUCCAAUUUGUGAUCGAUGCCGUCUAUGCUGUCGCUUACGCUCUGCACAGCAUGCAGCAGAACCUUUGCAGCUCCUCCUCAGGAAUUUGUAGCCACAUGGAUCCGGUGGAGGGUCGCGCUCUGCUCGACUACAUCCGAGCCGUCAAUUUCAACGGAAGUGCAGGCACCAGUGUUCUCUUCAAUGAGAACGGAGAUGCUCCAGGUCGCUACGACAUCUUCCAGUUCCAGAUGACCAACCACAGUCACCCUGGCUACCAUGUCAUUGGCCAGUGGACCAAUAACCUGCGUCUUAACCUAGAAGAGAUGCAGUGGUCCGGAGGAGAUAAAUCACUUCCAGACUCCAUUUGUAGUUUUCCCUGUAAGCCAGGAGAGAGGAAGAAGAUGGUGAAUGGGGUCCCGUGCUGCUGGCACUGUGAGCUCUGCGAUGGUUACCACUACCAACUGGAUGAGUUCACCUGUGAGAUGUGUCCAUCAGACAUGCGGCCGGUUCCCAACAGAACCGCCUGUCGUCCGACUCCGAUCAUAAAACUGGAGUGGAACUCCCCUUGGGCCUUAGUGCCGGCCGCUCUUUCCAUGCUUGGUAUCCUAGCAACCAGCACGGUUGUCAUCACUUUCAUCCGCUUCAAUGACACGCCCAUAGUGAGAGCGGCUGGGCGAGAACUCAGCUACGUUUUACUGACAGGAAUCUUCCUGAUCUACUUGAUCACUUUCCUGAUGAUUGCCGAGCCAGGCGUGGUGGUUUGUGCGUUCCGGCGCCUCCUGCUGGGCCUCGGCAUGGCCAUCACCUAUUCGGCCAUGCUGACCAAAACCAACCGCAUCUAUCGAAUAUUUGAACAGGGCAAGAAGUCUGUCACACCGCCCAAAUUCAUCAGCCCCACGUCCCAGCUGCUUAUCACCUUCAUCCUCAUCUCUGUCCAGGUAUUUGGUGUGUUUGUGUGGUUUGCUGUCGUUCCACCUCACACCAUUGUCGAUUAUAACGAGCUCCGCCCUCCGAACCCUGACCUGGCUAGAGGAAUUCUCAAGUGUGACAUGUCUGAUCUGUCACUCAUCUACUGCCUGAGCUACAGUAUCAUUCUCAUGGUAACGUGCACCGUGUAUGCCGUUAAAAGCCGCAAAGUCCCAGAGACGUUUAACGAGGCAAAGCCAAUUGGCUUCGCCAUGUACACCACCUGUAUCGUCUGGCUGGCCUUUGUGCCAAUCUUCUUUGGUACAGCCCAGUCAACAGAAAAGAUGUUCAUCCAGACAGCCACUUUGACCGUAUCCAUGACUCUCAGUGCGUCCGUCUCCCUCGGGAUGCUCUACAUUCCUAAAGUCUACGUGAUCCUCUUUCACCCCGAGCAGAACAUUCCCAAGAGGAAACGAAGCUUCAAGCUGACACUUGUUUGGCAGGGUGUGGUCCAGGCUGCUCACUUGUCUCACAAAUCCCUCAAGGAGGAACAGAAUGGAAAGACCAACUUUGAGCCAGACAGAAUGCAGUAAACGCGUGUCGCCCUUCAGCAUGAAGGACGCCACUUGACCGACCCCGGCACACCAGCUGAUGGCGUUAUCAUCGUGACCAUCAUGAUGCUUCUCUUCCUGCAUUGUUUUCCUGAUCUUCUUCCCUGCUUGUUUUUCUUCUGGGUGUUAGUGGUUGACGCUGCUUUAAAACAGUGUUUCACAACUUAUAUUGAGCCGAGGCACAUGUUUUAUAUUACAAAAAUAUUACAAAUAUGUCACAAGUAUACAGUAUAUCAUAAAUUGACUUACUCUUUGUGAAAUCUAAUCUUUAGUUCAUUCAUUCUUCUUGUCCUCAUUAAGGUGACUGAUGUGCUGGAGUUCAUCCCAGCUGACUUGAAAUUUGGAGUACAGUAUGGAAUGGUUCCCAGCCAAUCACAGGGCCCAAUAAUAUGCAUUUUAAGAUGGAGGAGGAAGCCGGAGUACCCGGAGAAAACCCACACAAGCGUACUCUCCUUGCUGUCCUGCCUGCAAGGUAAAAACAUGCUGACCACUGCUGCACCGCGCAGCAACAUAAACAUUUGCAUGAAAUAAUUAUGUGCCGUGGCGCAGUAGUUAUGAAUCACUGCUUUAAAGGAAAUAAGUGGUUGACUGAUCUUCUUGGACAUUUAUUCACUACUGUAGAAUCAGUUCUUAGCAACCGAGCAUCCACCGGGUGGCGGCAGAACUCCUGGAAUAUUUCCUACAAUGUGGUUAAAACUGAAGCAGUCAUUUUGUAAAAUAUGUUUUAAUUUAUUAAGAUGAUUCUGACUGACGUUGACGUGAUAUUUAUUAUGUUCAUGUACAAGCAACCAGACCGGUGUGAUUAAAAACAAACUGGCCUGCUGCGCUUUACCAAAAAACAAUAGCAUAAUGUCAUGUGACUGAUCAUAAUGACAUCACCAUCGAGUCCUCAGGUCCAUGUAAGAAGUUCAAAGAUAAUCCCCUCUGUGUUACUUUCUCUUUUGAACCAGCGUCCAUCCGUCUUCAUCUUGAGGAGGAUGAUUUGUUGUGUUGACUGAAGUGGUGUCACACUCCAUGGCCUACACACACACACACACACACACUUGGCUUAAUCACACAAUACUAGAACCAUAGGUAUGUUUUGUGUGUGUGUGGUUGCACCUGCGUCUCCGCAUCACUCUCUGAGUCUGACUGUGUAGGCGGGGCUGUGACCUUUGCCCUGGAUGUCUUAUUCUGGGUCAGGGACUGGAUGGAUUGCGUGAGCUCUUGCAGCGCCCCCUGCUGCCACUGACCAAACAUCUGCAUCAGUCUAACACAAACCUGAGGACAUGAAAGCUGUUAUAAGGCGACGAGUGGCGGUAAAUACAGAGCUGCGGUAUCACAUUUUCAGGAUCGGAAUCAUAAUAAAACAAUGUAAUUGUUUAUAAUAAAAUACAAUUAUGAUGAUGAUGUGUGUACUUGAGGUAAACUGCCGUCAUCCACCACGGUGUCAAACUCCUGAUCCAUGAGGGUGGCGAUGUAAUCUUCAACUUCAAACUGCUGAAGGUCAGCUGAUAAUGCACACACACAGCAAAAGAAUGGACCCUCGUCAGGAGCAGUGCAAGGUAACAAAGUGAAAGUUAGGAGGGAAAAAAAAUUAUUUUAUAAGAACACAGCAUGUUGCGUAAUCGUGUACACAUUGUGGCUAAAUAUAUAUUGCUAAAUUUGUGUCAAAGUGAAAGUUUUGCUUGAAAUGUUUUCACAAAUGCCUUUUCUCUCCUUUUUUAUUUGAAGAGCUUGCAACCAAAAGGCGCUAAAUCCAAUUUUCACUAAUUUGCAUGUUUUUCAUGAGUUUAAUAGACCUCUGUCAUGUGUAUCCAAAUCACAUAUUUUUGUCUUGAAAUCAUUUAAAAAAAUAUGAAAAAAAGUGAUUUAUGCUUUCAACCAAAAGGCGCUAUUUCCAUUUCAGAUUUCAACCAAAAGGAGCUAAAUCCCUUUCUUUAUUCUGAUUGGCCCAAGUUUCCCAUCUAUUGAUAAUCUGACCAAUCAGAGAGAAGAAUACAAUUGGCACUGCACAUACAGAAAGCCAGUAUCAGUGCGCAUUCUGUUUUGUUUGUGUACAUUUUGAUCAAAUACGAAGUCGCAAAAAUACUGCAAUUUAUACAAUCCUAGUGCAGUUUUACCAUGAAUGAGCUGGCUGAUAUAACAAAUAACCCAAGGAAAAGACAGAAGAAUGAAGGAGAAUGGAAGAAAAACAAGGCUAAAAGGAGAUCAAAUAGCGGUGAAGGUGAGUUGAAAUUUUGUGUUUGAUUCAGUCCCAUAUGUGCCAUUUGGUGUUAGGGAAUUAAUGUGCUUGUGGCUGUAUGUUGAUGUGAACAUGAAAAUAAGAGAUAUUCUUGGAUGUUUAAUUUUCUAUUGUUGAAAUUAAUGACAUUUAAAAUUUUAUCAGUAACAGUGUACUAGUGGUAGGUUAUAACAUUUGGUUUCUGUAAUGUGUGAAGGUGAA
Messenger RNA from Doryrhamphus excisus (bluestripe pipefish), 6382 nucleotides. Lineage: Eukaryota; Metazoa; Chordata; Actinopteri; Syngnathiformes; Syngnathidae. The record is from RefSeq and is a predicted model, not a curated record.